Molecule: messenger RNA, 2420 nt
Organism: Spodoptera littoralis (African cotton leafworm)
Lineage: Eukaryota; Metazoa; Arthropoda; Insecta; Lepidoptera; Noctuidae
Source: the annotation of a GenBank genome assembly
AUGGGCUUUGAUAAUGAAAAAUAAACAAAUUAACCGGUUUUUCCUACGUGAAAAGAUACUUGAAAAGGAACGUUUUUGGCAUUAUGUAUUUAUGUUUAUAGUAUAGGAUUUGCGCGUUGCGCGCGCAUCGCAUCUGCCCGACCGACCGAUUAUGGCGGACAGGCAGUGAAGAAUGUUUGUCGUCUUUUCUAAAUCAGAAAGUAUCGACAGCAGCCAAUGGCAUAAACCGGGUUUUUUGUAAAAAUUGUACAUUGUAAAUAGUUCUGUGUACAUAUAGUAAUUAUAUUUGUGCUCGUUUUGUUUAGAAAUUCUGUGAAUAGUGUAUUAUUUUGAGUGUUUAUUCAGUUCAGUUCUCGACGCCGACUUAUAGCUAAAUCCUAACGUUAGUACAUUAGUAAAACUCAUCUUACUUCAAAUUUCGUUUAUCUAGUAAUUUUGUAUCCUAGAAAUCAUUGAUUUCACUUCUUGUCUUUGUUUCGAUCCGUCAAGGAGACCGUUGCAGAGGUGCAAUAUUUUGGUUUCCCUUAGCGGCUGUCACCGUGCUUUGAUAAAACUACUGUCAUUACAAAGACAAAAAGACAGAUUUAGUCACCAAAUAUACACAAUAACGAGAUCUGGUUACUGUAUUUAGCGUAUUAGAUCAUGUAAAUCGGUUUAAUUACACAUCUGGCUGUAUUGUUAUUGAAAGUAGCGAUAUUUGUAUAAAGUGCAGAUAGCGAGACAUUUUGUGUUUACGGUUACGAAGAAUCGAAGUGUUGUGAAACUGAAUGCUCGAACCUCACGGUAGCCCAAUGAAGUGGCCGGGAACGGGAGCGGAAGAAGAGGCGGGCGAAGCUAGCUUGCAGAGCACGCGCGCUUCUCAGGCUCGGAGCCAGGACGAUGCCACUGUGCACUACGUGUUUCAACGAGAGCCACAGGAAGGCGAACUGCCCUCACUAGCACCUAAACAACGUUGGGCCGUUGGCGACGAUACUAUUGCAGAGAACCAAGAUAAAUGGAAGAAUUCCAAUCCUAUGACCAUGAACAAUAUGCACCAACAAGCUCAAGUGCAACUUAAAAAUUCACAAGCAAACCAACAGCAGUUCAUUAACCAGGCUAUAGCUUCGUCUGGUGGCACAUUAGCUAUGAAUCCAUCAGUUAUUGGAAGUCACCCAGCUCACUUGACUACCAACAUGGUACAUACCCAGUUGGCUCCAUUGCAAAAUCCAACACUUGGAAACAAUUUAGCAAUUCAAAACAAUGCAGUGAUGUUGCCACAGUUGCAAGGCAUGCAGAAUGCUCAACAGAUGGGACAGCAAGGAUUAUAUGACAUUCAUCAACACCAUGGCAAUCCUAUGCAAGCUAUAAAUGGCAUUGGGAAGAACAAUGAACAUCUCAUGUAUUUGGGUCAGGCUGGCAUGAUGGCCCCUGGAACUAAUCAGUACCUUCAACAAGGACAAAAUCAACUUGGAUUGACUCCAGUGGCAGCCAUCAGAAAUCAGAUUGCACCUGCUGCAAAAAAACUAUGGGACAAAGGCCCUGGUGCUGGCGGCGACAGCAAGGGCCCUCCUCACCUGCCGCCCCUACAGUUGAACCCAGAGCAGAUGUGGCGUGAUCCGACCUGGUCCGCGCAAGUAGAACACAAUGUGGGUGUGCCAAUGAUGGGCACACGGCGCGGCGUCGCUUUCCCCGGCGGGGAUGCUGGCAGCAUUCUGUCGCCGCGAGACACAGCUGGACUUGGUGUCAAAAUGGUCGAAUAUGUACUCGGAGGAUCUCCCACAGUUUCAUCAAGAAUUAAUUAUUCACAUCUCGUAGAAGCAGGUGGCGUAGCUACUGGUGGAGGUGAGAAGGUACCGGGUGUUGUCUCUGGAUUACGUGGCAUGGUACUAGAGGAGCGUCCUGAAGAUAAAUCUGCCUCUCCAUUCGAAAAGGACUUGCAUGAACUGCAUGAACAUGGAUCUCUACCUAAUGGAUUGCAUAAUGGACAAGAAGAUGACAAAGCUUUUAACCGCACCCCGGGGUCCCGGCAGCCGUCCCCGGCGGAGGAGGAGGCGGGCGGCGGCGGCGUGCGCAACGGGGACGCGGCCGCCUUCCCGCUGCUGCCGCCGCACGCCAUGCCGCAGCCGCAGCCGCUGCACCAUCUCACGCAUCUGUCGCACCCGCAGCACCACCCGGGGAUGUUAGGAGUGGCACCUCUCCAGGGAUUACCACAUCCACAACACCCACAAAUCCAUCCUGGUAUGACAUUGAACGACUCUAUGAAUCAACACAUUGAACUCGUUUUACAAAUGGAACAGCAUCCACAAUUUGACAACAACAGCUUUGCAAGUACACAGCAGGAACGAAUCUGUUUAUUGCCGUACAUCGUUCCAGAUUACAGUCUUAGUGCUAUUAAUUACACCAUAUUUCAAAGAACCACAAUAGGAAACCUGAGUCCGUAA